Messenger RNA from Misgurnus anguillicaudatus (oriental weatherfish), 1086 nucleotides. RefSeq names its product glutathione S-transferase omega-1. NCBI's taxonomy places the organism in Eukaryota, Metazoa, Chordata, Actinopteri, Cypriniformes, Cobitidae. The record is from RefSeq and is a predicted model, not a curated record. Gene Ontology annotation, molecular function: glutathione dehydrogenase (ascorbate) activity; glutathione transferase activity. Gene Ontology annotation, cellular component: cytoplasm. Gene Ontology annotation, biological process: glutathione metabolic process.
AGAGGAGUGCUCGUGAGUUUUUAGCCACACCCAUUUUUUUAUAAAAACGGAACUUUCCUAACUUAUGCGGCACUCUUGUUAAAUCAAGCGUAUCUACAGAUCUUCAAGUAAACGCUCUGAUCGCAACCAUGGCUGACUGUCAAAAAUGUCACGGAAAAGAUAGCCCUGCUCCUGGACCAGUUCCAAAAGAUCUUAUUCGGCUGUACAGCAUGAGAUUCUGUCCAUUUGCCCAAAGAACAAGACUGGUGCUCCAUGCCAAAGGAAUUAAGCAUGAAAUUGUCAACAUGAAUACAAAACAAAAGCCCAAUUGGUUUAUGGAAAAGAAUCCUAACGGGACAGUGCCAGUGUUGGAAACCUCAAGUGGUCAGGUGAUAUUCGAGUCACCAAUCACCUGUGAUUUUCUGGAGGAGGCCUACCCCGCAAAGAAACUGUACCCAUCUGACCCUUUUGAGAAGGCCCAACAGAAAAUGCUGCUGGAGGAGUACUCCAAGGUGGUUCCAUUGUUCUAUAAGCUCUCUAUGACCAAAGGAGAGGAUCUUUCAGUACCUGAAAAGGAGUUUAAAGAUAAACUCUCCAAACUAAAUGAGGUUCUCGUGAAGAACAAAACCAAAUACUUUGGAGGAAAUUCAGUCACAAUGAUUGAUUACUUGAUAUGGCCCUGGUUUGAGAGGAUUGAAAUGAUGGGGCUUAAUCAUUGUUUGGAAGCCACUCCUGAGUUAAGAAAGUGGAUUGAACUCAUGUUUGAAAAUCCCAGUGUGAAAGCCACCAUGUUCAGCAGUGAGGUUCACAGAGUGUUCUUCGACAGCUACAUGGAGGGGAAACCUAAUUUCGAUUAUGGUUUAUAAAGUACACAAUGUUGGUGUGCUCAACAUGAUGUUUUUUGUCAUUACUCUUUCCUUAGCCAAAGUAUUUCUGUUCUAAAGGUGCUUUGCUUUUUUAUGGUGUAUGGUUUUAUGUCAUUUAUACAUACAUAAAUGUUAUAUGUAUCCUCACUAUAUAUCUACUCUUUAACUACCUAUUAUCACACUUAAUGGUCAAAUAUUAAAAGCAAAGUUUACCCUACAAUUAAAAUUCAGUCAUUUUGUA